Adineta ricciae is the source of this 2997-nucleotide messenger RNA. Lineage: Eukaryota; Metazoa; Rotifera; Eurotatoria; Adinetida; Adinetidae. The record is from the annotation of a GenBank genome assembly.
AUGUGCGACGAUGAUCUAGCAACGAUUGUGAUUGACAAUGGCAGUGCAUACUCGACGGCUGGUUUAGCCGGUGAUGAUGCACCACGAUCAGUGAUUCCAUCGAUUAUUGGUCGACCGCGUUAUCAAAAUUCAAUGAUUGAGAUAGGAGAAAAUGAGUUUUAUGUUGGUGAUGCAGCGCUUUCCAAACGUCCAAUUCCAUCUUUUAAAUAUCCUAUUGAACAUGGUCUUGUUACGAAUUGGGAAGAUAUGGAAAAGAUUUGGUUUCAUAUAUUUAAUCAUGAGCUUCAGGUUUCUCCUGAAGAACGUCCUGUUCUCCUCACAGAAACAUCACUUCCUCCAAAAGCGCAUCGAGAAAAAAUGGCUCAAAUCAUGUUUGAAACAUUUCAUGCGAAAGGGUUUUACGUUCAUAAUCAAGCAGUAUUGGCACUCUAUGCAAAUGGUCGAACAACUGGUAUUGUUCUUGAUUCAGGCGAUGGAGUGACACAUGUUGUACCAAUUUAUGAAGGUUAUUCGAUGCCGCUCUAUAUCCAUCGAUCCAAUAUAGCUGGACGAGUUUUAACGAAUUAUUUAAUGACACUAUUGAACGAACGUGGUCACUAUUUUGUAACACCAUUUGAACAUCAUCUUGUUGACGAUAUGAAAGAAAAACUCGCUUAUGUUUCAUUCAAUUUUCAACAGGACAUGGAUACAGCUCAAUUAGCGUCUUCAAUUGAGAAACACUAUGAAUUACCCGACGGACAAAUUGUUACUCUAGGAAAUGAACGAUUUCGAUGUGCUGAAGUUUUAUUUCAACCGAAUAUUCUUGAAAUCGGAUACGAAAGUCUUGGUAUUCAUCGAAUGGUCCAUAACACUAUUCUGAAAUGUGAUAUUAACAUUCGUAGUAGUUUAUAUUCGAAUAUCAUUCUUUGCGGUGGUUCAACGAUGUUUCCUGGUAUUGUUGAGCGUCUGAAAAAGGAAAUGGGAGCGUUGGCACCCUCAACAAUAGAAACGAAAAUCAUUGCACCACCAGAAAGAAAGUAUUCGACAUGGAUUGGUGGUUCGAUUCUAGCGUCGUUGUCAACCUUCCGACAAAUGUGGAUAUCGAAACAAGAAUUCGAAGAAUCAGGCCCAUCAAUUUCAGUGAUUCUGGAAUGUAAUUUUGAAAAUCCUUGUAAUGAUUUGGUAUUUGAUCGUAAUUGGGGUAUGACAGAUGGUCUUCAUCCACAUCCAAUCGAUCAUGAUCAUACAUUGAAUACAAGUUCAGGUCAUUAUUUGUUUUUCAAUUCUCCGAAUUCAACGAAAUUUCCAAUAUCGGAAAUCAAAACCGAUGAAUGGCUACAAUUCUUCGAUAAUGAAUCGGUGUGCUUUCAAUUCUGGUAUUAUACAUCAUCCCUACAUUUUCCUUUUAAUAUUCAAUUAAUUCAAGGUGACGAUGAACAACUAAAUCGUGUUUUAGCUGAAAUUCCCGGUAAAGAUCCAUCGAUAGAUGAUUGGACAAGAAUCAAAAUAAAAUUACCGGCUGAAAGAUUUAAAAUCUUCGUUCGAUUAAAUCACACAAAUGGAAUGCUCGCUUUGGAUGAUUUUUUAGUUGAUUAUUGUGAUGAACCACGUCCACCACCAUCCAAAACAUUGUUUUCUUGUGAUUUUGAGUCAUCUUGUACCGAACAGCUGGUAUCUCUAUCAAAUUAUCCAUACCAAUGGUCAGUUGUUCAAGCAAAAGAUGGAAAACAAAAAGAGCGUGACGCACCGGCUGUUGAUUAUACAUUUGCCAAUGAAUCAGGACAUUAUAUUUGGUUAAACAAUUAUGAUUUGAUUGAUAAAGGUCGAGUUGGGUAUCUAGCGAUGCGAAAUUCUAUUGAUAUCAAUGGAAAUGAAUCAUUUUGUUUGAAUUUUUAUUAUUAUUUGUAUGGACGGGCAAGAUCAAGUCAUCUUUUUAUUUAUUCGUGGACAAACGAUACGUCAAAUGAAAUACAAAUGAUUUGGCCAAAUCAAAAUUCGCAAUCUUUUACAUAUAUCAAGGACCGCUGGAGUUGGGCAAUUGUCAAUUUACCAGUUGGUAUUUACACAAUUAUGUUUCGAAUGGAUAGUGAUGAUAUCAUACAGAGUUCAUUUGCUUUGGAUAAUAUUCAAAUAAGUUCGUGUUCUUAUCCUCCGAGAGAACUUUCGUCAUACGAUUCAACUUUAUCUUUUUCGUGCGAUUUUGAUGACUUAACAAUGUGUAACAUGGAAAACACAGAUGAUUUCACUUCACCUUCAUUUAAUUUUACUGUUGAGACUGGGGAAACAAUACUGAGAAAAGAUUUAGGACCUAUUUAUGAUCAUACAAGAAAUUCGUCUACUGGCGGUUUUAUUUAUUGGAAUCAACAAUUACCGUUUCGGUCAGGUGAUACAGGUUUCAUUCGUCCUUGGAAAAAAAUUGAACAAAACUAUGGAAUGUGUAUCCAAUUUGCUUACUACGUUAAAUCAUCAGCAAUGAAUAAAAAUGGAACACAAUUAAUAUUGCGAGCAGGUGGAUGUUAUGGGAAAGAGAUGUGGAUUCAAUUGUUAGAUGACAGCUUCGGAUGGAAAAUUGUCAAAAUACCUGUGGAAAGAUUUGCUUGCAUGGAAAAUUUCUAUUUUCGUGUUAGACAGAUCGAACCAGUUCAAGUUUCAAUUGCGUUUGAUGAUAUUCAAAUUGAGCAAUGUUCUUCAUUCGAUCCAACAACAACAACAACAACCACACCAUCUACUACAGCAACAACAACAACAACAACCACACCAUCUACUACAGGAACAACAACAACAACAACCACACCAUCUACUACAGCAACAACAACAACAAUGAUGACGACGACGGCGAUUACACAAAUUACAACAACAAGUGUCACCACGACCACUUCAGCAACUCAAACUACGUCAUUAUCAUCGACUUCUAGUGAAACAACAACACCGACAAGCAAUGCACUACAAUUAGUAUCGAUACAAAAUAUUUACUUGGUCAGUUUAUGCAUUUUCCAAAUAAUGUCUCAAUUCUUCUGA